This is a messenger RNA of Nomia melanderi (Alkali bee), 3278 nucleotides long. RefSeq names its product aromatic-L-amino-acid decarboxylase. Gene Ontology annotation, cellular component: cytoplasm. Lineage: Eukaryota; Metazoa; Arthropoda; Insecta; Hymenoptera; Halictidae. Gene Ontology annotation, biological process: amino acid metabolic process; carboxylic acid metabolic process. The record is from RefSeq and is a predicted model, not a curated record. Gene Ontology annotation, molecular function: pyridoxal phosphate binding; carboxy-lyase activity.
AUUGUUCGGUGGUGGCUCAUCCGACGUGGACCGAUUGGACGCACCCCGGCAUCCUCGUCGCUCUGACUAGCAACAGGUAGGACGGUUCACCGCGCGGUGACCGCGACAUCGCUCCGAAGACUAUCGCCGCGAACGAAUCAGUGACCGAAGAACGCCUUCACCGGAUAAUCUGAUCGAAUAAACGAUCUUCACGAGAAAGCUACAGUGUUUGUGAAGGUAGUGAACCGGGUGUUGAAGUCGGUUCGCGGGAAAUAGCAGUCCGCGGCGAGGGUAAAGUGAAGACGCGGUACCUUCUUUUGCUAGAUCAGUGAUAGCGAGUCACGGUCACGAUGGACAUCCAAGAGUUCCGUGUGCGCGGCAAGGAGAUGGUGGAGUACAUUUGCGAAUUCAUGAGCAACAUCCACAACCGAAGAGUAACACCGGAUGUUGGCCCGGGGUAUUUAAGGCCACUUCUGCCCAUGGAAGCGCCGCAACAACCGGAGCCUUGGGAGGAUAUUAUGAAGGAUAUCGAGUCGAAGAUCAUGCCUGGGAUCACCCACUGGCAGCAUCCGAGGUUUCACGCCUAUUUCCCGGCCGGGAACUCCUUUCCGUCUAUUCUCGGCGAUAUGUUGUCCGACGCGCUUGGUUGCAUCGGAUUCUCAUGGGCGGCCAGUCCAGCCUGCACAGAGCUAGAGACGAUAGUCUGCGAUUGGUUCGGCAAGGCGAUCGGCCUACCGACGGACUUCUUGUACUUUAGCCCAGGUAGCAAGGGAGGAGGCGUGAUACAGGGAUCAGCAUCCGAGUGCAUCUUGGUGUGCAUGCUGGCGGCAAGGGCGCAGGCGAUCGCAAGGCUCAAGGAGUCGCCGGCUCACUCGCACCUGGACGAGACCGCUCUUCUGGGGAAGCUGAUGGCAUAUUGUAGCCGCGAGAGUCAUAGUUGUGUCGAGAAAGACGCGAUGAUUUGCUUCGUGAAGCUUAGAAUCCUGGAACCUGACGAGAAGAGUGUGCUUCGAGGCGAAACUCUGCGUCAGGCAAUCGAGGCGGACGCCGCCGAGGGGUACAUCCCCUUCUUCGUCUCCACCACCCUUGGUACCACCGCUUGCUGCUCCUUCGACAAUCUCAAGGAGAUCGGUCCAAUUUGUAAAAAAUAUCCCGGCGUGUGGCUGCAUGUGGACGCGGCGUACGCGGGGAACGCUUUCAUCUGUCCAGAGCUGAAAUACUUGAUGGCUGGGGUCGAGUACGCGGACUCGUUGAACACGAACACCAACAAGUUUCUGUUGACGAAUUUUGAUUGCUCUUGCCUAUGGGUGCGGGACAGGUUCAAGCUGACCAGCGCGCUCGUCGUCGAUCCGCUUUAUCUUCAGCACACCCACGCGGAUACAGCGAUUGAUUAUAGACACUGGAGCAUACCUCUGAGCCGACGAUUCCGUUCGCUGAAGCUCUGGUUUGUCUUAAGGAAUUACGGAAUAUCCGGUCUGCAAGCCUACAUCCGAAACCAUGUUCAAUUAGCAAAAAGAUUCGAGGCGCUGGUCCGAAAGGACGCCAGGUUUGAGGUUUGCAACGAAGUAGUGCUGGGAUUGGUCUGCUUCCGCGCGAAAGGCUCCGACAAGCUGAACCAGAAGCUCUUAAGUGCCAUAAACGACUCGGGGAAGCUGCACAUGGUGCCGGCGAGAGUGAACCAACGCUUUACAAUUCGUUUUGCGCUCGCUGCGCCGAAUGCCACCGCUUCUGACGUCGACAUCGCCUGGAGCAUCAUCACUGAUUACCUGGCUGAGCUGUUGGAAUCGAAAGAUGUCAUGGAUGAACUGGCUGACAUCCGGGAGAAGAAGAGGAAAGCCACUCUGGAACAGAGAAGGUCCUUCUUCGUCCGAAUGGUGUCCGAUCCCGCGAUUCAGCCGGGAUUCACGAAGACUCCGAACAGGACUGGAGCGAAACUGGACACUCAGGCAACGAUCGGUGGUAUCGGCUCGAAUCCUCAUCCGACAACACGUUCGUGGAUAUCGUGGCCUCUAGCGUAUCUCAUGCAGGCGAGGGACGCUGCCGAUACCAGCGAACUAUCGCUCAGAUUCCGUCACCUAGACACAAUGGUCCGCUUGAAGGCAGGCAGCACCGGAAGCCGUCGCGGCAGCAGCAACGGCUGCAGCCCAGAACCCUCGCCGUCCGGUUCACCUUCGCGCGGAAGAUCGCCGAACGGAAGGGCGUAAAUCGUUUCCCGAUCCGCUUAUCCGUUUACUAACGUUCUCUCCUGGUGCAUCGACCAGACACGAAGCUCGAGAUCCCGGCUGAACGGUGAACACCGCCGACGGAACCGUCGAGAAUGCUCGAAAAGUCGAUCGAAACCGUUCUUCAACAAUGCCUCUACCCCGCGCACAUCUCCCAAAAUGGAGUCGAGCGUCCGUCAAGCGAAGCGUUCGACGGGAGGCUAACCGCAGGCUCUCCUGAAUGCGCUCGAUAAACGCGAGCGCGUCUUCUUUACUUGCUUAUUGAUCUGUUUUGUAUAAAUGCGCUCCGUUUGGAUCGCGACGGAGUCCCCGCGUGCGCUACGAUGAUACGGCGCGUGGCCGGGAGCCGCGCAAACAAUCGUGAAUUUCAGGACCACGUUCCGAUCGAUCGAUGGGUUCCUCUUUGACGAUGGAUCGGGUCGAAGAAAACAAAAGGAAAGCGAGGGGACGAGGAAAAACACGCGUCGCGUAGGGGAUAUCAAGAGAAAAAAUGAUCAGGAAGCAUGUUGUUUCCGUCGCUAGCGAUCGAAAACUAUAUUAGCGUCGUCUGCGGUGCAUCUAGACGCUGUCCAGUCGUGAUCUUUGCUUUCCCGAGGCUCGCGAAGAUUGUUUUCCUCGCAAAGUUCUCGAUUUAUUUCGGUCGGUGUGCGCGAAAAACAUUUUCCGUCCGGGGGAAUUGUCACGACCGAUCAUAUACGUGAUCCCGCGGAUGCGCGUCAGCCGAUAUUAUGUCAAGCGAAACCACGUCAAGGAAGAACGCGGGGAAUGUUGAUUAAUCGAGCUCGAUGAAUACCUGAGCCGCGAAACGAUCUCCGGGAACUGACGGUGGAAAAUCGAUCUUCGGUGGGAAGUAUUUAAGGAGGACGUCGAUGCGAGGAGACACGAUUGGGGAGAUCUAAUUCAACGUUACAACCCUCUACCGCACCAUCCUCUUCAACUCCCUUCUCCAUCCCCCGAAUCAAGUGCUCAAGAUAAUUAGAAGACACUCCGCCCUAAUGAUUCUGUCGCUAUCGGCAGGGUUCUCGAUAAUCUGAAACCUCCAACAUGCUAUGUGAAUCAGAAAAUUCAAUAAAAAUA